Molecule: messenger RNA, 1521 nt
Organism: Folsomia candida
Lineage: Eukaryota; Metazoa; Arthropoda; Collembola; Entomobryomorpha; Isotomidae
Exons: 6
Coding region: 1-1521 (506 amino acids)
Source: RefSeq, a predicted model, not a curated record
AUGCCACGCAAAAAUCGGGAAUUUCUAGAUCCCCCUCCUCCCACUAAUGUGUGCCAAAUAGAACCUGGACCUGCGAGACGCGCCUGGGUCGGAGGAAUCGGUCAAUUUGUCCAAGACUUUCCAAAUUGUGCGGAACCAGGUUAUUCGACGACGGAAUACGUGACUCAACAGUAUAUUCCGUGUGGAUCGGUACAAGGCGGAGAGACGGUGUACGGAAAUAAUUUCUACUACACGAGAACAGAAAACGAUGCCAAAACGAAGUACGGCAAGACGCAAAUGAAUUCAGGCGAGACGGAAAUUCAUCUCAAUUUCAGACUGGACAAUUCACUCUGCAAUAUGUAUUACGAUUUGGAUUUUGUAGCUAAUGGUGUCGUAAUUAAUGCGACAUGGUCAAACCCAGCAUACAAGCCUCACGUCAAUAUAAGUGGACUAUAUGCCGUGCAACGCUCCAUCUCCACUCGGUUUGCCUUCAUCACAUCGCACGCUAUGCACUCGCCGAUAUUCUACGAAAACGCGGACCCCGUCCCCCGCGGUGUCCAAAACGUGAUCUGCUCCGAGCCCCUGAAAGGCGAAUGGAUAAUGAACCCCGACCCGACAAACUUCACCUGGCCUGGGACCAAAACCAAGCACCGCGCCUCCAUCACCGCCGGUGCCGACUUGGUCCUCAAUCCCAACGCCACGGCAGAUUCGACUUUCGGCGGCGCCAUCAAGUUCAUCUACCCUGUUCCCUCACGCUCCUCCCUGUACAACCUGCACCCCCCGUGGUACACCAACUCGACCGAAUAUUCCACCCGGGACGACCCAAUCCGUCAAGCUUUCGGCGGCCGACGCACCUGGACCUAUUCCGACCGCCCCAUGCAAGACCCUGACGAAAUCUACUCCGCCUGGCUAUUGUGGGACGACUGGUACGAAUAUCCCCGCGGGAGGGAUCCCACCCUUCUAAUGUCGCAUUCCCACUACCACUCCGCCGUACAACGUGUCCUCAACGAGUUCGACUGGGAAACGUGGCGGGAGCGUGGGGACGAUCGAAAUCCUGGAUAUCGUCCUUGGGGAAAUGGUCACGAUCGGUGCAGCGUGUAUGAAGGAGGACGAGAUAUUUUAAACCACUACCCGCAUCCCUACUACGAUGCGACAUGCGUCCAGCUGAUCGCCCAGCAUCCCGAACACGAUGUGGCAAAUGUGCAAAACACUGAUGUCCGGGCCACCUUUCGCAUCAUCAUUAGGCGGAAGGAGACAAUCAAGACGGAGGGAAGGUUUGUUCAUACGGAGUGGACGCUGAUAGCUAACAGUUUCGAUGCCGAACUCCCCCCGAUUUUGGGGCGAUGCAAGCCCAGUAUUUGGUUAAUCCAUGGCAUUGGAAACUUUGAUCAAGGUCCACCCGUUUGUGACCUGUACUUCAGACAGUACGAGGCACGAAAGACGUUAGCCCGGACCGAAAUCCGUCCGUGGAAUCGGCAACGACAGUUCAGCUACGACGUCAUGCGACUUUUUCUGCAAUUAGUGCGUGUUAACCAGGCUUAA